This is a messenger RNA of Topomyia yanbarensis, 3865 nucleotides long. Its product is annotated as membralin. Gene Ontology annotation, biological process: response to endoplasmic reticulum stress; positive regulation of ERAD pathway. The transcript is spliced from 11 exons. Bases 610 to 3534 code for a protein of 974 amino acids. NCBI's taxonomy places the organism in Eukaryota, Metazoa, Arthropoda, Insecta, Diptera, Culicidae. The record is from RefSeq and is a predicted model, not a curated record. Gene Ontology annotation, cellular component: endoplasmic reticulum.
AGAAAAUCAGCAGAAAAAAAAAUCGACUUUGGAUUUCGAUGGUUCGUGGUCCGAUGGUUAUCGUCGUUGCAAGUGUCAAAUGGAAAAUUCUUAGGUGAAAUUUCAUCCGAGACGGACAGAAAAAUUAGGAAAAAAUACGUUUUGGAAGUGGAUUUCCAUUUGGCGAUUCGUACCACCGAAAUCGUAGAGUGUUCCGAUCGGUUUAGAAUUGUGCAGGGUGCGGAAAAAUCGGUGAACGGUGUUGAAUUAACAUUUUCUUUUUCGCGUAUCGGACGGGUGAGUUUUUGUUUUCGAUCGGUAGAAGUUUUGUGACGACGCUAGUGUUGUCGAUUUUAUCGCGAACGUCGCGAGUUUCCUUUUGCAGUUUGCUACCAUUAUUUGCAAAUUAGUACACGUCUCGUGUUUAUCAGUGCGAUUCGGUUUGGCGUUGCGUUUUUGUCGGUUUUCGGUUGUGUGGGAAACCAACGGAUCUUGAGUUAAUUUUGUCAACAUUCGCCUGCAGCUGGGUAUUGGAUCGGAUAGGAAAUCCAUAAUCGAUUGCUGCUGGGGAGGGAAAAGAAUACAUACACAAGGUGACAAAUUAAAUUUGUCUUUCUACUGGAGGACGAAAUGGCAGAACCAAGUGCUGCGUCUCCGCAGGAACCUUUUGCAUCGAGACCAGACAUCAAUCGUGGCAACAAUAACAACAGCAAUUAUAACACCGGUGGACAGGGAGCCGCUCCUCCGACACCACCUCCACAAGCUAAUCCUUCGCCUCCACCGCCACCACAAGCAAAUGCUGCACCACCACCUCCGCCGCCACCACUAGCAAAUCCACCACCCAGAGCUAGGAAUAAUGCUCAGAAUCCUCUCAUCAACGUCCGAGAUCGAUUGUUCCAUGCGUUAUUUUUCAAGACGGCAAUUGCGUAUGCCCAAAUGGUUCCUAAACCCGUGCGGCGAGCCAUCGAGCUGAUUAUGCUGCUGAAAGCGUUGGCUGCCUUCUUCAUUCUGGUCUACAUUCAUGUGCAUUUUUCGCAAACCCCUACUACCUGUUUGGAACAUGUGAAGAGCGACUGGCCCCGCGACGGAAUUUUACGAGUCGAAAUCCUCCGUCAUAAUCCAAACGCGCCGAAUACGGCGGAUCUGAAGAAUAAAAAUGCAGAUUUGGACGAGAGCGAGGUCAAUAUGCUGAGAAACACUCACAAAAACGGGAUGAUCAGUAUCGAUCCGUCGACGACGUUGCCCCACGAACAGGAGCAGAAUCAAAAUCCGGAAUUGCUGGGACAGAGCUACGCCAACAGUAGUCCGUGGUCGGACGCACAGCAGCAAUCGAAAGAACCGAUGACUUCCGAAGUGUACCAACACCACCAAUCGGCAAAACCGGACGCGGCAGGCCAACCCGGAAAGGAGGACACCACCGUAAGAAAGGUGGAGAUCAAUAUGCCCAUCGUUAGUACCCAGUUUCCGGGCAAGGAAGCACGGAUGAAUGUUCACGAGGAAGAGCAGCUGUCGGAGAUGCAACAGCUGCAGAAGGAUUACGGUGAUAAUGUUGUAAUCUAUACCAAUGAGACGAUUUUGAAGAAUCUGGAGAAGAUGAAGGUGGAUUUGCCGGAGACGGAACUGCGAACGGAUGUGCCGGAGAUGGAGAAGCUGAAGAAUGCUGUAUGGGCUGACGAGCAGUACAUUGUCGAGUAUUCGCUCGAGUAUGGCUUCCUACGGCUGUCGGCAGCCACCCGGCAGCGGCUCAACAUUCCCGUCCACGUGGUCACGCUGGACCCGCAGGAGGACAAAUGUUUCGGUGAUUCGUUCAGCCGUUUCAUCCUGAAGGAGUUUCUCGGCUACGAUGACAUUCUGAUGGCUUCCGUAAAGGUGCUAGCCGAACAGGAGGACAACAAAGGCUACCUGCGGAAUGUGGUGACCGGAGAGCACUACCGCUUCGUUUCGAUGUGGUGGAUGGCACGCAGUUCCUACUUUGCGCCGUUUUUCAUCAUGAUUCUGUUUACUAUCUCAAUUUCGAUGCUGUUGCGCUACUCUCAUCACCAGAUCUUCGUGUUCAUCGUGGACUUGCUUCAGAUGUUGGAAUUCAACAUUCCAGUUCGUUUCCCAGCGGCGCCACUGCUGACCGUCAUCCUGGCGCUGGUCGGCAUGGAAGCCAUCAUGUCGGAGUUCUUCAACGACACGACGACCGCGUUCUACAUUAUUCUGGUGGUUUGGUUUGCCGAUCAAUAUGAUGCCGUGUGCUGCCACACGACUGUCACGAAACGUCACUGGUUAAGAUUCUUCUACUUGUACCACUUCUCGUUUUAUGCGUACCAUUACCGAUUCAACGGGCAGUACAGUAGUUUGUCGCUGUUCACAUCGUGGUUAUUUAUACAGCAUUCGAUGAUCUACUUUUUCCACCACUACGAACUCCCAGUCAUAAUCCAGCAGGCGCAGCUACAGCAAAUUCUGCUGCAGACUCGUGAUGGCCAAGUGCCGCCACCAAAUCCACCUCAGCAACCUAGACAGCAGCAGCAACAACAGCAGCAGCAGCAACAACAGCAAGGGCAGGCCCCUCCCGGAACACCACGGGGUCAAAACGAACCACAGCAGCAACCGCCACUCCACCGAGCAGCAAACGUCUUGGAUGGCUUCAUCAAUGCCAUGCGGUUCCAGCGCAGAAACAAUGACAACAAUAAUAACAAUCGCAACAUCCUAAUCAGCAUUCCUCGGUACUACGGAAUACUUGCCAUGAAUGGAAAUAACAACAAUAACAACAACAACAACAACAAUGCCGCCCCGGCAUUUGGCAAUGGAGGAGGAGUUAAUGCAACGGUGCGCAACAUAGCCCACAGUUUGGUGCAGAAUUUGCGAACCAAUGUCGCCGCUGGGAUGGAACUGUUGGGCAAUAUGAACAUCAACAAUAACAACAUUUUCGCACAGCGGCUCUGGUUCGGAUUUGGCACUGGGCAGAACCGUCCGAUCGGAAUCAGAAUAAUUGGCAGAAUACACCCGGCCGGUGUGCCAAAUAACGACCUAGCAGGUAACGGAACAAAUUCUACCGGAGCCAACCGUACUGGUGCUGCUCCGAUGACAGCAGAGAACAUCGCAACCGUCUCGGCGGUGGACCCCAGAACCAACUAUCAGCGUAACUACGAAGCGAACAACUUUAUUUUUCCGGAAGCAGUACUUACCCAUCAUCAUCAGCAGCAGCAGCCGGCGCAGCCCGUCUCCGCCAGUAUUCCCGGGGAUGAUAGCGGCCCGGAGAAAAUCUACAACAUUGAAAAUGUGGCGCUGGAUAGCAGCGUUUCUGACUCUAGUGAUAGCACUGGCAGCAGCCGCAGUCGAUCGGACAGGAGUCCUGCGGAUGUUACUAGCAGUUUAGAUCCCAGUACCAGCUCAGUGCUGGGGGCAGAGCGGCAGCAGCAACAGCAGCUACAGCAGCAGCAGCACGGUAGUGUUAGUAGUAUAGAAACGCCGUCCGGUACGGCCAUCGACAGCACUACGGAGCAGAACAGCACCAGUAGAUCUCCUGCGGGUUUGGCUUCGAAUGAUUUCAACGGUGAAGAAUCUUAGGCGAUCUUUAUCCUUUUUGUUCGUGAGUUACUGUGUCUAUACUUGCUUAUUUAUCUGUGAAUUUAUUUUAUUGAAAGAUGAUAACAGCGGAUUGUACGGAACAUGAUGUGCUAUAAAACAGAAUUAAAAAAAACUGAAAGCAUUGUAAAACGUAAUGAAAACGUUACUGUGUACAUACAGAGGACAGCCUCUGCCUUUUGCGAUUUUUUUUUUGAAGUUUUUGAGUUGAUGAUCGUUAAUGAAGGGCGGCGAAGAUGGAAAACAAAAUUAUUACCGAAACAGUUCGUGUUUAAUUAAAGCAGUAUCGUUGAAUCACUUGUUUUAUCAACAA